Molecule: messenger RNA, 3249 nt
Organism: Sesamum indicum (sesame)
Lineage: Eukaryota; Viridiplantae; Streptophyta; Magnoliopsida; Lamiales; Pedaliaceae
Source: RefSeq, a predicted model, not a curated record
CCCCACCAAAACCAAAAUGGGUUUGAUCGAGUUUGAAGUUUGAACGUUUUUGAAGGCAAGAAAUAUUAUACUAAGAAAGGGAAAAGCUCGAAAGCAAACAAAAGAGUACAGAAUUUAGAUCCCAUUGCGGAAUGCAUGUUAAAAGUCAAAUACGGGUUGAGAGUCUUUGUAUGGGUCUGCCACUUUCUUGGUUUUACACUGUGUAGAUUCGCCGCUGUUUUUGUUUAAGGGAGAAAAAAAAGAAUUAAGGGGAAUUGAGGGAGAGCAAGAUUGUAUAGCAGUAGAAGCGCACGUAAGCGUGUAUAAGGGAAGAGAGGAAAAGGCCACAGGGUUUGUCGCUCCGUUGAUUCCGCUUGAAUUCUUGCUGGGAUUUUGAACCCCAUUAAGUGAUAAACCCUCCCCGCAAUUGCCGCACAUAAAAGAGGUUGAGAGAGAGGGAGAGAGAGAGGGAGAGAGAGAGUGAGAGGAGUUUUGUGAAAGAGAUGUUUCUUUCUUGAUUACAUAUAAAAGCGAAAGAUAGAAUCGUCAAUCAUCUAGUGAAUUGGCAUUGCUUUUUCGGAAACUAGGCUUGACUGGGGUCAAGAUUUAGCAUGUUCCGAUCUGGAUUCGUUUUAGUUUUACUGCUUUAAGGAGUAUGGUGGCGGCGGCGGCGGCGGCGGUGCUGGUGCUGGAGUGGUGACGUUUGUGUUGGCACGCUCUCAUGGGUUGCGUGUCGGCAAAGCAAGCGGUAUCGGUGACCCCUGCCGCACUGGAUCACUCCGGAGGGAUCAAUGGAGGGUCGGGUCGGAGCCGAGUGGGCAGCUGCGGCGGGGCCGGCGGUUUGGUGGCGGAGCUGGAGUUGAACUUGAAGAAAGUGAAGAAGAGGGGGGCCACUGAGUCGGGAAGCGAGAUGGGUGAGUCGGGACGGACGAGUUCGAACGGGUGUGGGAGUGAAUCUGUGAGUUUUAGGCUGGGGAACUUGCACAAGUAUGUGGAAGGGGAGCAAGUGGCGGCGGGUUGGCCGGCGUGGCUGAGCGCGGUGGCGGGUGAAGCCAUUCAGGGCUGGGUGCCGCUCAAAGCAGACUCUUUCGAGAAACUUGAAAAGAUUGGUCAGGGUACAUAUAGCACUGUGUUCAGAGCACGUGACUUGGAAACUGGGAGGAUAGUUGCUCUGAAGAAGGUUCGGUUUGACAAUUUUGAGCCUGAAAGUGUUCGAUUUAUGUGCCGGGAGAUAAUGAUUCUUCGCCGGCUUGAUCAUCCAAAUAUUAUAAAGUUGGAAGGAUUAAUUACAUCACGAUCUUCAUGCAACAUAUAUCUUGUGUUUGAGUAUAUGGAGCACGAUGUUGCCGGGCUAUUGUCUUCCCCAGAGAUCACUUUCACUGAAGCACAGGUGAAAUGCUACAUGAAGCAAUUGUUAUCUGGCCUUGAGCAUUGUCAUUCUCGAGGUGUAAUGCAUCGGGACAUUAAAGGUGCAAAUCUUUUAGUAGAUAAUGAAGGAGUUCUGAAGGUUGCCGAUUUUGGAUUAGCAAACUUCUCUACUUAUGGGCAUAGGCAACCUCUAACAAGUCGAGUAGUCACUUUAUGGUAUCGCCCUCCAGAACUACUACUGGGCGCUAAUGACUAUGGGGCAUCGGUGGAUCUGUGGAGUGUUGGGUGCUUGCUUGCUGAACUUCUGACUGGUAAACCCAUCCUUCAAGGGAGAACUGAGGUUGAACAGUUACACAAAAUAUUCAAACUUUGUGGAUCCCCUCCAGAGGAUUACUGGAAGAAAUCCAAACUUCCUCAUGCAACUUUGUUUAAACCACAGCAUCCUUAUAAGAGCUCUCUUUGGCAAACCUUUGAGCAUCUACCUGAAUCUGCUGUCACACUGAUAGAAACUCUCCUAUCUGUGGAACCAUACAAGAGGGGCACUGCUACUUCAGCCCUAACAUCAGAGUAUUUCAAGAUGAAGCCAUAUGCUUGUGAUCCAUCAAGCUUGCCAAAAUAUCCACCUAGUAAGGAGAUUGAUAUUAAACAUCAUGAAGAGGCCAGCAGGAAAAGGACUGGUGGAAGAUCACGUGGACCUGAAACAAGGAAGCCAGCUAGGAAGCAGAACGGAAUCAAUAAACUGGCCCCAGAAGAGAACUUGCCCCAUCAAAUGCAAGGUGAACGGAAAAUGAACAGACAUGGUGUCACUAAUCACAGAGGAGAUAGGGUCUUAGGUCAGGAGCCACCUAAGCCAUCAACAGGCUCUACCAAAGAGGCAUCUCAUGUGAAGAAUGCAUCUCAAGGUGAUGAUACAUAUUCAGGUCCUUUACAAGUUUCAGGAUCAAGUGGUUUUGCCUGGGCAAAGAAAAGGAUGAUUGAUUCAUCCUUAAGAUCGCGAAGUAGGUCUAGUUCUAGAAGUCUAAUAAUAGAACCUUCUGGUGCUUUGCAUUUGAGGAAUAACUUGGAUUCGAAGGGGGAAGAAAACUGUGAAGUUGUAAAUGGGCAGUUUGUGAAGACGAAAGGCCACGACUCCUAUGAAACCAUCAAGCGCUCGAUGCUCAAACAAUGGAGCCAAUUAGAGCGUCCGGAUUCUUUUGAUGCUUCAGAUGGAUACCAUUCUCAGGAACUGUCAAUGGCGCUCUAUCAUAAAGAGGAAGCGGCUGCUAAGAGAAUCAACGUGGUUUAUCAUGAUCAAGGGGAGAAGGUUGACUUUUCAGGACCCUUGCUAUCUCAAUCGCAAAGAAUUGAUGAACUCUUGGAAAAGCACGAGCGUCACAUCCGCCAGGCAGUUCGAAGGUCAUGGUUCCAGAGAGGUAAGUAAAGAGAAACGGGAGGUAACUCCAUGGUUGCUAUUUCCAAGCACAGUAGACCUGGAGAUGAAAGUCAGCUCAAUGAGUUGCCAUUGCACAAAGCUUAUGGUCCUAAAGAAGGAUUAAGCUCUAUGUUGACUAACAAGCAUAAGGAGUAUGAUGACCAGCGAGGUUAUUGAACGCCUCGUCUUUUUGAGUUAGACGCAACAAUCCCAUGAAAAACCAACUAGGCCUCCAGCCAAGACGAAGAAAGGGCUGAUACUUGUUCGUUCCUUUUUCCUUCUUUCUAUGAUAAACUUAUAAAUUUCAGCCACAAUCUAUUACUAUCAUUUUUCAUCUCUUGAGUUAGAUUUUCCAUCGGCAUUCAAAUGUUUCUUUCUCAACCACUCACUUGAUGUACAGGGAAUUUGUGAAAACUCCUCAAAUAGUUGUGUAAAUGUUCCAUCCUCAUUUGGUUUUUGCAUCCAUCUGCACGUAUCCAUUUUCGUGGUUC